This is a messenger RNA of Pestalotiopsis fici W106-1, 2211 nucleotides long. RefSeq names its product Dihydroxyacetone synthase. Lineage: Eukaryota; Fungi; Ascomycota; Sordariomycetes; Amphisphaeriales; Sporocadaceae. Gene Ontology annotation, cellular component: cytosol. The coding region runs from base 1 to 2211 and encodes 736 amino acids. Gene Ontology annotation, molecular function: transketolase activity. Gene Ontology annotation, biological process: pentose-phosphate shunt. The transcript has 5 exons. The record is from RefSeq and is a predicted model, not a curated record.
AUGGCCUCGGUGACGAUUCCAGCGAGCACUGUCGAGCAUCUGCCGCUCACGCUCUCCGGCUCUGAGAGCCAAAAGACGGCCGACAUUUCUACCUUGGAGCUCAAGGACAAUGAAAAGACGAGCCUGUUGCUCCGAACGUUCAGAUGCCUCAUCGCAGACCUAUGUGAGCAGUUCAAGGGCGGCCAUCCAGGGAGCGCCAUGGGCAUGGCUGCCAUUGGUGUGGCAUUGUGGAAAUAUGUGAUGCGAUAUUCUCCAGAAAAUCCAAACUUCUUCAACCGCGACAGAUUUGUGCUAUCGAAUGGUCACUGCUGUCUAUGGCAGUAUAGUUUCAUGCAUUUAGUGGGAUACAAGAACAUGACCAUUGACCAGUUGAAAUCAUAUCACUCGAAACGCACCGACUCUCUUUGCCCCGGACACCCUGAAAUCGAACACGAAGGCAUCGAGGUGACGACAGGUCCUUUGGGCCAAGGUAUCGCAAACGCGGUCGGAUUGGCCAUGGCCACAAAGCACCUGGCCGCAACAUAUAAUAAGCCCGGUUUCGAGCUGGUCAACAACAAGACAUGGUGUAUGAUUGGGGAUGCCUGUUUACAAGAGGGAGUAGGACUCGAAGCCAUCUCUCUUGCCGGCCAUUUCCGGCUCAACAACCUGAUUGUCGUCUACGACAACAACCAAAUCACCUGCGACGGCUCCGUGGAUCUCACCAACACGGAAGAUGUCAAUGCCAAAAUGGUGGCGUGCGGCUGGAAGGUCAUCGACGUGCUCGACGGAAACCACGACGUUGAGGGUAUCGUGUCGGCCCUCGUCGAGGCGCGGGCCAGCACGGACAGGCCCGUCUUUAUCAAUAUUCGCACAGUCAUUGGCAUCGGCAGCAAGGUUGCGGGCGACGCCAAGGCGCACGGCGCUGCCUUUGGCCCCGAGGACGUGGCUAACAUCAAGAAGAAUUCGGGUUUCGACGCGCAGCAAUUCUUCCACAUCCCCCAAGAGGUAUACGACUACUUUGCAUCCGUGAGGGGCCAGGGACGUCAGUUUGAGGCCGAGUGGGAUCAGGUGGUCUCGGCCUACAGCAAAGAAUACCCUGAGCUCGCGGCCGAGUUUGCCUGUCGUGUGCGGGGAGACUUCCCAAAGGACUGGGCCGAUAUCAUUCCCAAGAAGGAGGACUUCCCUACGACGCCUACACCGUCGAGGAAGUCGGCAGGACUCGUCUGCAACCCCCUAGCUGCAAAGCUCAACAACUUCAUGGUUGGCACGGCCGACUUGUCGCCGUCUGUCAACAUGGCAUGGAAUGGCAAGGUUGAUUUUCAAAAUCCUGAUCUUCGACCAUCAUGUGGUAUUUCGGGCGAAUACACUGGCCGCUAUAUCCAUUGGGGUGUCCGUGAGCACGCCAUGGCAUCGAUUUCCAAUGGUCUAGCAGCCUUCAACAAGGGUACAAUUCUGCCAGUCACAUCAUCGUUCUUCAUGUUCUAUAUUUACGCUGCUCCCGGCGUCCGCAUGGGUGCGCUUCAACGGCUGCAGAGUAUUCACAUUGCUACCCAUGACAGUAUUGGUACUGGCGAGGAUGGCCCAACUCACCAGCCCAUCGAGCUUGCGGCACUCUACCGCGCCAUGCCGAACCUCCAAUACAUCAGACCUUGCGACAGUGAGGAGACGGCCGGUGCCUUCAUCGCCGCGCUCUCGGCUAGGGAAACACCGACAAUCAUCUCGCUGUCCCGACAAAACUUGCAACAGUACCCCCAGCACUCCUCGCGCGAGGGCGUACUCAAGGGCGCCUACGUCUUGAUCGAGGAGCAAGACGCCGACGUCACCUUGAUUGGCGUGGGCGCCGAAAUGGUUUUUGCCGUCGAGGCGCGAAACGUCCUCAAGCAGCAAGGGGUCAAGGCCCGCGUCGUCAGUUUCCCUUGCCACCGUCUCUUUGAGAAGCAGAACCUGGAGUACAAGGCCCAGGUCCUGCAGUACCGUGCGGGCAUCCCGCGCGUCGCCAUAGAGGCCUACGCGGCCAUGGGCUGGGAGCGCUACGCCGAUGCGGGCUACUCCAUGAGCACCGACCGGUUCGGUCACUCGCUCCCCGGUGCCGAGGCGUACGAGUAUUUUGGUUUCAACCCGACAAAGAUUGCUACAGAGGUCCAGAGCUUUGUUGCCGAGUGGAAGCAGCGGGGCCCCGAGGCCUUCAGAGGAGAGUUUCGGGAUUUGAACAAGACGCAUCCAUCGCACUGA